AUGUUGCAAACAGCAAAGGAGGUUUUUGUUGUUGCUAUUUAUUUAUUUAUUUUUGGCGAGCUUGUGACUGGGAAAUGGCGCGGUCCUGUGCUUUCUUGGCAAAUGUGCGCCAAUGCCGUCCCCAGCAGAUGUGUCACUGUCGGGGGUUAUCGCACGGCGCAGGCGUUGCGCGCCCAACUUGCCAGAAGACAAGCCCCCGCCCGAGAGGCGGGGGUGAAAGGUGCUUCCAGCACCUCCGCCAUUUUUCUUCGGGGCUUACGCGAUGUAUGUAUAAAUGAGGAAUCGUCGUGGAUUCUCUUUCUAUUAGUGACGGGGUGCACAGCUGCAUACUUUCACAAAGAGAGCACGAAGACGGAUACCAAGCCUUGUCCUCUCCUCAUCUCAUCUUUCUGUUAG
Trypanosoma conorhini is the source of this 396-nucleotide messenger RNA. RefSeq lists its product as uncharacterized. The record is from RefSeq and is a predicted model, not a curated record. Bases 1 to 396 code for a protein of 131 amino acids. Lineage: Eukaryota; Euglenozoa; Kinetoplastea; Trypanosomatida; Trypanosomatidae. The transcript has a single exon.